CCAAGUUCUGUAACAGAACUCACAGGCAGAUCCUGAGCGCAGGUAGAUCCUCGUCGGAUAAACGCAAAUUAAUGACUUUUGUAGCUCGGAUGCAGGUAGAGCAGAGGAGAAGUUGAAGAUUCGACACGGCGUGUUUCACUCACUGAGUUCUAAGCAACAAGGCUUGUCGCAAUCGAGACAGACAGCAUGGCAAAGGACUGUAGAGCGGCCGGGUGGAAUCAGAAGAAACUCCUCGUCGUUUUGUUGGUCCUCUGUUCCUUCAGCACAAGCUGCCUAUUCUUGCUUGCCUACAAAGUGAUCUUUGAGCCAAAGCCUUGGACUUGGCAAACCUCAUAUGAUAUUCAAGGAAAUAGAAAUGCGAUGCCUUUUGAAAGUUUCAGAAUCUAUAAACACUCAGAAGUAUUUUGGUCCCCACCAGAUGAAAACGGGCCCGAGGUUGUUGAUGGUGACCAAAUGCCUUCAGACACUGUGGAUGAUACAUUCAACAGGAUACAUGGUAUUGUGGAUCGGGGACAAAGCAUGAAGAAAAACUUGCAAACGUUAAUUAAAGAGACGUCUCUAAAUUUGAAUUCGGUUAGGGAACACGUAGCCAGAGCGCCACAGUUUAAGGAUUCACUUAAAAAUGAUAAUAUGAUAUAUAAGCGUCCGGUAAUCCAUCAUUUGCCGUUGAUGUCGCGAGACAAUCUGAAGUGGUUUUCCAUCGGUACACCCAGGGCCACGUUAUGGUCGUGGACAGACAAUUUGAACGCUAAGGAAAAGGAGUGGGCGGUGAAGCAGCUUCACGAACUGGGAUACGACUCCACUAAUCAUCAUACUUUCAAAUCGCCCUUCAUUGUUACACCGCGGCUGUACAGGAAUGCGGCUCUAGAAAUGAGAUUAAGAAAUAAAGUUGACAAUAAAUUGGCAGCUCGACCCACGAAAAAAAAAGUAAUUGCAUGCUAUAAUUGUCCGGCAUUUAUAAAGAAUCCCCAAGGAUUUGUCGCUUACAACAGAGACUUCUCCGUUUGUCCGUACAGAGAUUGUGAGUUUCACAGUUCGCGGGACAGACUCAAUGAAUCUGAUGCCGUCAUUAUGUUCAUGGAGAAACGUAUCGGACGUCCACCUUCUCGACCCUCUGGUCAGAUCUGGAUCAGUUUUCAAAUCGAGGCCCCACAACGAUACAGGUAUCCAGCUUCAUACAGACUGUGGAAGGACCAGUUUAACUGGACAAUGAACUAUCGCGUGGACGCGGACAUUUUCACACCCUACACGAAUUUCGCAUGGACCCACACAGCGCAGCCCACAAGUGACGACCAAUAUUAUCAAAUAGCUCUGAGCAAGAAGAAAUCUGUGGCUUGGUUGGUCAGCAACUGUGGCACUCCCAGCAGAAGGGAAAACUACGUAAAGGAGAUGCAG
This is a messenger RNA of Aplysia californica (California sea hare), 1395 nucleotides long. Its product is annotated as alpha-(1,3)-fucosyltransferase fut-1. The record is from RefSeq and is a predicted model, not a curated record. Gene Ontology annotation, cellular component: membrane. Lineage: Eukaryota; Metazoa; Mollusca; Gastropoda; Aplysiida; Aplysiidae. Gene Ontology annotation, molecular function: alpha-(1->3)-fucosyltransferase activity.